GGCGGAGGGGAAGUGCAGGCCGAGGCGCCGUCGCGCUUGCCGCCGCCGCUCGGCUUCUCCGGAGGCGGGGGAGAGAGAGGGAGGCAGUGGCAGCCAUUGUUGUUGUCCUUCCUAUUGCCGCCGUCAAGAAUCAAAAGCGGUCCAGGUUGGAGGGGGCGGGGGCGCACUGCGGGACUCGCCUCAGCGAAGCGCCACCAGGCCUUCCUCGUGCAGAAUCAGCAGCAGCCAUGUCGGCCGGCGGCGAAGUGGAGAGGCUGGCGGCGGACCUGAGCGGGGCCGGCGCCGGGGAUGAGGAGGAGGAGUGGCUCUAUGGCGAUGAAAAUGAAGAUGAGAAACCCGAGGAAACACCUGGCAAUGCUCAACCUCCGACUGGAAAUGAAGAAGAAGCCGCUGCUGAAAAUGGUGUCGUGAAAACGAAAGCAACAGAGGCCGAGGAUGACAGUGAUAGUGAUAGUGAUGACGAUGAAGAUGAUGUUCAGGUCACAAUAGGAGAUAUUAAAACAGGAGCCCCGCAAUAUGGGUAUGGAGCAGCCCCAGUGAAUCUCAAUAUCAAGACAGGAGGACGAUCUUACGGAUCUUCUGGUGCAAAAGUGAAAGGAGUUGAUCUGGAUGCACCAGGAAGUAUUAAUGGUGUUCCACUAUUAGAAGUUGAUUUGGAUUCCUUUGAGGAUAAACCUUGGAGAAAGCCAGGUGCUGAUCUCUCAGAUUAUUUCAAUUAUGGGUUUAAUGAAGACACCUGGAAAGCAUACUGUGAAAAACAAAAGAGAAUACGAAUGGGACUUGAAAUUUUACCUGUUACCUCAACGACAAAUAAAAUUACGGCCGAAGACAUUGCUAUGGAAGUAACUCCAGGGGCAGAGAUUCCAGAUGGCACAUACAAUCUUUUUAAGGUGCAGCAGGGAAGAACUGGAAACAUGGAGAAAGAAAUGCCACUUCCACCAACCAAAACUGAGUUUACUUCUCCCCCUCCCUUAUUCAAGACAGGCAUCCCAUCAAACAGAAACAGCACCUCUUCUCAGUCACAGCCGAGCACAGCAGCCAGAAAAACAAGUUCAGGUGUUGGGAAGUGGCAGGACCGAUAUGGGAGGGCUGAAUCGCCGGAACUAAGUUCCUAA
Messenger RNA from Podarcis muralis (Common wall lizard), 1115 nucleotides. NCBI's taxonomy places the organism in Eukaryota, Metazoa, Chordata, Lepidosauria, Squamata, Lacertidae. The record is from RefSeq and is a predicted model, not a curated record.